Zootoca vivipara (common lizard) is the source of this 1659-nucleotide messenger RNA. RefSeq names its product tubulin beta-2 chain. Gene Ontology annotation, cellular component: microtubule. NCBI's taxonomy places the organism in Eukaryota, Metazoa, Chordata, Lepidosauria, Squamata, Lacertidae. The record is from RefSeq and is a predicted model, not a curated record. Gene Ontology annotation, biological process: microtubule-based process. Gene Ontology annotation, molecular function: structural constituent of cytoskeleton; GTPase activity; GTP binding.
GCUGAAGAGAGCCGAGGUCAGGCAGGUGGGCGAGCCGGAGGCAGAAGCGGCCAGCGAGUGGGGGGGGGGGUCAGCCCGGAGUCAAGCCGUCGCCAUGCGUGAGAUCGUGCACAUCCAGGCCGGCCAGUGUGGCAACCAGAUAGGGGCGAAGUUCUGGGAAGUCAUCAGCGACGAGCACGGAAUUGACCCCACCGGCAGCUACCACGGAGACAGUGACCUACAGCUAGAGAGGAUCAACGUCUACUACAAUGAAGCAACUGGUAACAAGUACGUGCCCCGUGCCAUCCUUGUGGACUUGGAGCCUGGCACAAUGGACUCUGUCAGGUCUGGACCUUUUGGGCAGAUCUUUAGACCCGACAACUUUGUCUUUGGCCAGAGUGGUGCUGGGAAUAACUGGGCCAAGGGCCACUACACGGAGGGAGCUGAGCUGGUGGACUCUGUGCUGGAUGUGGUAAGGAAGGAAUCGGAGAGCUGUGACUGCUUGCAGGGCUUCCAGUUGACCCAUUCCCUGGGCGGUGGCACGGGCUCUGGGAUGGGGACACUCCUCAUCAGCAAGAUCCGGGAGGAGUAUCCCGACCGGAUAAUGAACACGUUCAGCGUGAUGCCAUCCCCUAAGGUGUCGGACACAGUGGUGGAGCCCUACAAUGCCACACUGUCCGUCCACCAGCUGGUGGAGAACACAGAUGAAACCUACUGUAUUGACAAUGAGGCCUUGUACGAUAUCUGCUUCCGCACACUCAAACUCACAACUCCGACGUACGGGGACCUCAACCAUUUGGUGUCAGCCACCAUGAGCGGCGUCACCACCUGCCUUCGCUUCCCUGGCCAACUGAAUGCCGACCUCCGCAAGCUGGCGGUCAACAUGGUGCCAUUCCCUCGCCUGCACUUCUUCAUGCCGGGCUUUGCUCCUCUCACGAGCCGCGGAAGCCAGCAAUACCGAGCCCUGACAGUGCCAGAACUGACCCAGCAGAUGUUUGAUUCUAAGAACAUGAUGGCGGCCUGCGACCCGCGCCACGGGCGCUACCUGACAGUGGCGGCCAUUUUCCGGGGCAGAAUGUCCAUGAAGGAAGUGGACGAGCAGAUGCUCAACGUCCAGAACAAGAACUCCUCCUACUUCGUGGAGUGGAUCCCCAACAACGUCAAGACGGCCGUGUGCGACAUCCCUCCGCGAGGCCUCAAGAUGUCCGCCACCUUCAUUGGCAACAGCACGGCCAUCCAGGAGCUCUUCAAGAGGAUCUCUGAGCAGUUCACAGCCAUGUUCCGCCGCAAGGCCUUCCUGCACUGGUACACCGGAGAGGGCAUGGAUGAGAUGGAGUUCACCGAGGCCGAGAGCAACAUGAAUGACCUGGUCUCCGAAUACCAGCAAUACCAAGACGCCACAGCGGAUGAGCAGGGAGAGUUUGAAGAGGAAGGCGAGGAGGACGAGGCUUAGGAUCGCAGGGGUUUUGUGCAGUGGGGCAAGUUUAGUGCAAUGGGGCAAGUGUUUUGGGACACAGUCUGUUCAGCUCUGCUGAUGCAUGCUUUUUCAGUUCAACUUGGUGCUUUCUCUGCUGGCUUUGUCAGCAGAUUUACUCGUUGUGAAACAGUAGUUGCAAAAGAGUUAUGACAAGGUCUUCUGUCUAAAUGUCUGAUACAAACAUAAAAGGCAUUUGUGUUUCA